GAGGAGACCAUGCUGAAGGAACUACACAAAUGUGUGUAAUUUACUAACAGCAAAGCUUUUGGCAGACUAUAUUGUCUGGAAUGCACUCACUCAACAGGUUCUCCUUCUUUCUCACCAUCUGAGACAAGGUCGACUGAUAGAACGACGCGCUCCACAGUGAAUGGGACCAACGGAACGUGGUGUGAUACGGUUCAUGUAUUGAUUCUGCUUCAACACCUGCUUUGAUGACGCCAAAAGAUAACGCGGCUAAACCCACCCACUUGAGGUACAGGACAACUGAUACGAGGGGAAGUCUAUAUAGCCUAAACCCUGACACCUGUUGUUCAAGGGUAUCACAAGUUGGAUCCUUGCGUCGAGGUCUAACCAUAUGAAAGGGAUUAUAUUUGCGUCGGAGCAGAAGUCAAUAAACAUGUCUCAUGACUGGGGUUACAGAAGAUCUGACGGACCUAACAAGUGGUCUAAGCACUUCCCCAUUGCUAAUGGAUCCAGGCAGUCUCCUAUUAAUAUUAUUUGUGGCCAAGCAUCCUACGAUUCUACCCUGAAGCCCCUCAAACUGAAGUAUGACCCAUCCAACUGCACAGACAUUCUGAACAAUGGCUAUUCCUUCCAAGUUGGCUUUGUGGAUGAUACUGACAGUUCAACACUGACUGGAGGCCCCAUCACCGGCACAUACAGGCUGAAGCAGUUCCACUUCCACUGGGGAGGCAGUGAUUACAGGGGCUCUGAGCACACCGUCAAUGGAAUCAAGUUCCCAUGUGAGCUCCAUCUGGUGCACUGGAACACCAAGUACCGCAGCUUUGGGGAAGCUGCUAGCCAUCCCGAUGGUCUUGCUGUAGUUGGAGUGUUUCUGAAGAUUGGUGCUGAAAACGCCAGACUACAAAAAGUGCUGGAUGCUCUGGAGGCCAUCAAAUCAAAGGGGAAGCAAACUACAUUUUCCAACUUUGACGCCGAAACUCUGCUGCCUGACUCACUGGACUACUGGACAUACAAUGGCUCCCUGACCACUCCCCCUCUGCUGGAGAGUGUCACCUGGAUUGUCCUGAAGGAAUCAAUCAGUGUCAGCCCUACCCAGAUGGGUCAAUUCCGCAGCUUGAAGUUCAGUGGGGACGGAGAGGCACAUUGCUGCAUGCAGGACAACUACAGACCCACUCAGCCUCUCAAGGGACGCACGGUCCGCCGGUCCUUCAAGUAAACAGCCACGUGUCACGCCAUCCUCCAUUCAUUUUCCCCAGUAUAUAUAUAUAUAUAUAUAUAUAUAUAUAUCAUGUGCCAUUUUAGCACAUGCAUUUGUGUCAGAAUCUGCUAAUUGUUAACCCCAUUGACAAAACGAUCAGUAAAUACUACAAAACAGAAAUGUAAACCAAUGCAAUUUAAUAACAAGAGCCAGUGCAGAUGAGAUUCAUGCGCUGGUAUGGAUGGACAGCAGCUCCUGUACUUUAUACCCAUGGCCUGCCAGCCCCUCCUGUAAUCCCUGACGAUCAGCCUCAGGAUCACCCCAGAUUAAUGUCAUUUUGCUGCCUGCCUGCCCCUGCAAUAACAGAUGAGUGAGUCAGUCAGUCAGAGAUAGAGGCCUUUAAUGGUAUAAUGCUACAGGGCUUUUUUCUUCUCUACUCUCAAUAAGCACAAACAGUUGCUAUGCAAGAGAUGGAAUCUUGAAUGAAUCCUUAAACACUUUCCAUUUUUGUAUUGUAUCCUCACAUCGUCAUCUAUGUAUUGUUUGAUUUUGUCGCUUUAGAUUACAGGUCCAUGCCAAAAAUAAGAGAUGCAAUUGAAGUUUUAUAUUUAUAUAUAUUUAUAUUUUUUUGUACUCAUAACUUACCUCUUACCUACCGUCACCCCAGUGCAUUAUCGUUGUCUUAAAAUCAUGAGUGAAAGAAAAUGUUGUGUGAGGUGUCAUUAUGUCAUCCAAGUCCCAUCCACUUUAAUGAAAUCCUGUGUUGUUAAUAUCGGUGACCGUUUAUAAACUUAAUGUUUAUGGAACGACACAUCUGUUGGAAAGCUUUGCACAUUUUUUGGGGUAUAUUGAAUUACCACACUACAGAAAUGUCAGUUGCCCUUUGGCUGUGUGGGAUCAGCCUUACCCAGCUAGGGAAACAGAGACCCCACUGUUGAUAAUCAGACGUCUUCCUUUAUAAGGAUGGACAGUGGGCCUAUUUCGCAGUCAUGUGCCCUUAACAAGGAACUAUUGACCUAUGAGUUCUCCACCUUUGUGGUUCAAGACAAGUUAAUCAAUCACGUUGUGUGGUACAAACAACAGUCACUCCAACUUAAAUAUGUCUUUGUGAUUAACCUCCUUGUACAAUAUCAAAAUGCGCCUCAGAAUAAAUUACUUUUGGUGUAAAUGCAUGGAAUUUGGUGUCAACAUAGUUAGUAAAAGUGUCUAGACAGGCCACAUUGAAAUGUUAAGAUUAUCGUACUUCCAGUGUCAAUCAAAGUUGGGAUUUUGAGAAAAUGUUAAAAAAAAAUCAUUAAAAUGACUUAGUAUGUUGAAAAGCA
Molecule: messenger RNA, 2496 nt
Organism: Salmo salar (Atlantic salmon)
Lineage: Eukaryota; Metazoa; Chordata; Actinopteri; Salmoniformes; Salmonidae
Product: carbonic anhydrase
Biological process (GO): regulation of pH; carbon dioxide transport
Cellular component (GO): cytoplasm
Molecular function (GO): zinc ion binding; carbonate dehydratase activity
Source: RefSeq, a predicted model, not a curated record